CCCUGGCCGACUCCCCCCUCCCUUUACCGGAAAUGUCUCCAGGUGACGGCGGCUCUGGCCGGGAGACGCUGGGCGUAGCGGGGCGGUGGCGGCUGUGAGCUACCAUGGAGCACAUCCGCACCACCAAGGUAGAGCAGGUGAAAUUAAUAGACCGUUUCAGCACCAGCAACAAAUCGUUAAUGGGAACUUUGUACCUUACAGCAACUCAUCUGUUAUUUAUAGACUCUAGCCAGAAGGAGACUUGGAUACUACAUCAUCAUAUCGCUGCAGUGGAGAAACUUGCCUUGACUACUUCAGGUUGCCCUCUUGUGAUCCAGUGCAAGAACUUCAGGGUAGUUCACUUUAUUGUUCCCAGAGAAAGGGAUUGUCAUGACAUUUACAACUCUUUGCUGCAACUGUCAAAACCAGCAAGCUACGAUGAACUGUAUGCCUUCUCUUACAAUCCAAAACAAAAUGAGUCUAAGCGGCUGCAAGGGUGGCAGCUCAUUGACCUCGCAGAAGAAUACAAGCGGAUGGGAGUGCCAAACUCUAACUGGCAGUUGUCCGAUGCUAAUCGUAAUUAUGAGAUUUGUGACUCCUAUCCCAGAGAACUUUAUGUUCCUAGAACUGCAAGCAAGCCCGUAAUCGUUGGUAGCUCCAAAUUUAGAAGCAAAGGAAGAUUCCCAGUGUUAUCGUAUUAUCACAGAGAUAAAGAGGCUGCCAUUUGCAGAUGCAGUCAGCCUCUCUCAGGUUUCAGUGCCAGGUGUCUGGAGGAUGAAAAUAUGCUGCAUGCGAUCAGUAUAGCCAACCCUGCUCAUCACUAUAUGUAUGUCAUGGACACUCGACCUAAGCUUAAUGCAAUGGCAAACAGAGCAGCAGGUAAAGGCUAUGAAAAUGAAGAUAACUAUGCUAACAUUAGAUUCCAGUUUGUUGGAAUUGAAAACAUUCAUGUAAUGAGAUCCAGCCUACAGAAACUUUUAGAAGUCAGUGGUACAAAAGCUUUGUCUGUCAACAGUUUCUUGUCUGGUUUGGAGAACUCUGGCUGGCUUGCGCAGACAGUUGAGUGGAUUAACAAUGAAACAUUUUUUAAAAAUGUAAACAAAGUUUUCAGAGUUGCUACAAAUAUAUUAGUUCGGCUGUCCUUUGAGAGGGUCCUUGAAGGUAUUGAAGACCAUGCCAAGAAACCAAAAGAAAUGCAAAGUGGUGUUUUGAUAGAGAAGGACUGGAUCUCCUUUGGACAUAAAUUUUCUGACAGAUGUGGUCAAUUGGAUGGUGACCCAAAGGAAAUCUCUCCAGUGUUCACUCAGUUUUUAGAAGGUGUGUGGCAUCUCACAGAGCAGUUUCCACAAGUCUUUGAAUACAAUGAAGCUUUUCUCCUUCAGAUCCAUGAACACGUCCAUUCAUGCCAAUUUGGAAACUUCCUUGGAAACUGCCAAAAAGAGCGAGAAGAACUAAAAUUGAAAGAGAAAACUUAUUCCUUAUGGCCAUUCCUUCUGGAUGAACAAAAGAAGUAUAUUAAUCCUCUAUACAAUCGAGAUUUUUCUCAGAAACUUGUCCUCUUGGAGCCUAACACAGCGUCCUUCAAUUUUAAGUUUUGGAGAAAUAUGUACCAUCAGUUUGACCGAACUAUGCACCCCAGACAAUCUGUAUUUAAUCUCAUCAUGACCAUGAGUGAACAAAAUAAACAACUGGAGAAAGACUUUAAAGAACUGGAAGCUAAAAUGAAACAAAGAAACAGGCAACCAGAAGAACUCCUCACUAAGGAACCAUUGCAGUCUGUCCAUCCUGCUUCACCAGCACUUAAAACUUCUCCGUGCUUUAAGAAGGAGCAGCCUCUGUUACCGAUGAAAGACUCCAUUCGGACUAUAGAGGGCAGCAACACAGCAGACAAUCGCUACAGUGAAUACAUGGAGGAGUUGUCAAAAGCUGAGCCUGCUGUUGUCAGCUUGGAGUAUGGAGUGGCAAGGAUGACCUGUUAGUGAAACAUUGAACAGUGCUUCUUUUUUCUAGACUGACUGAAAUACAAGACAGAUUAUUGUGAGGAUGGUCUAUUGCUGCAUGACCAAAAUCUGAUUUGUAUAAUAGUGAGCUUUGUUACUGUAGAAUAGAACAGCCUGCUAAUUGUUAACGAAAGUGUUUGUUGUUCUCUUGAGAAAUAAUUGAAUUUAGCUGUAUUUAAGGAAAAAACAUUGGGGCAUUCAAUGAUCCUUAGUGACUUAACCAAUUAAGGAGUGGUCUGUUUGGAUUUAACAAGUCAUAGUUUGCUCUAGAGUGAGUAAAACAGUGACAUUACUUUAAGAUGUGUGCAUGGCAGCCAAACACAAAUGGCCUUUCAGAACUAAUUUUAGCCGGGCAGGAAAAACUUGACAAACAUUCUAUUUUAGAAACAAGUUAUGUGUAUAUAUAGCAUACAGUAUAAAUAUGUAUACUCCUAUUUAAUUUUGUCUUUCACUGCAAACUUUUGGUGUUUUAAGUGCCAUGAAAAAGUACAGUAUAUUUCAAACUAUAAAUAGCUGGCCUUAAAUUUGUCAAAUCAAUUGCCUUCUUGUCCUAGACUAUUGCGGGCUGUAACAUGACUCCGUUUACAUUUGUAUUUGCUUGAAUUGUUCUUGCUCCUUAAAAUGGGAUCAGAUUUAGGAAAUGUAAAAAAAAGCCUAAACAGUUAUGCUAUCAGCAAAUGAAGCUAUAAGAAUGUUAAAUCUUACGCUGAAUAUUAUUCUUAUUUCCUAUUCCUUUGUUGUUUAAAAUUAUAAUAGAUUGGGCAACUUUUGUCAACCUAGAGAAUUAAUGGAUUGACAGCAUAAUUGAAACUGAUUCAUGUGUACAGUUUUUAAAAUGUUGAAUUGUGGCAAGAUUUGUAACUUGGGCACCAGUGCAAAGGAUUAAAAAUUUGAAGAGGUUUUAUUAAACUAGCACAUUGCUAAUAACUAAA
Molecule: messenger RNA, 2911 nt
Organism: Mauremys mutica (yellowpond turtle)
Lineage: Eukaryota; Metazoa; Chordata; Testudines; Geoemydidae
Gene: MTMR6
Product: myotubularin related protein 6
Exons: 14
Coding region: 105-1958 (617 amino acids)
Cellular component (GO): nuclear envelope
Molecular function (GO): phosphatidylinositol-3,5-bisphosphate phosphatase activity
Source: RefSeq, a predicted model, not a curated record